CUGAUCACCCAAACAGUUGCUUUCUGGUUAGGGAACGGAGAAGACGAGGUGUAGAGGUUCAGAUUUAGGAACUCUUUGUGAAAGCAGUGCAACAACAACUUGUCUCAUACUUUAACUUUAAACAACAUCGUUUUGUGCGCGACAGUAAACAUCGAGCAACAUUGUGAUAUCAAACGACGUACUUAUUAGUAUUCUGUGCACGUCCCAGUAAGACUACAGUUAGCAACAAUGGAAGUUCUUAACAUUUCAAAUGUCGACUACAAUAAUCAAGAAGCUUGGUCCUAUGAUAGUGAUCCCUUCACGGACGAUGAAGGUGAGUGCGCAAAGACCAUCAACGCGCUCGCCGAUCGGCUUGUAGAGGAGUUGAAGAACGCAAAACGGGAUCACUUCUCCAGCGGCGAGGUGCUGUUGCCGGCAGGUCUGCUACAGCGCAUCAGCCGUGAUAUUCUUGCGGAGGCGGAACGCGAACCGUGCGGUCUGCGCGGUUGCACACUCUACUUGCGCUUCAAGGGCGAAGAGGCGGCGCGCGAGAUAACACUUGGUACCGUCAAGUUUGACCGUGCAACCGCCUCCACCUUCGAAGUUACGCUACUUCUCAAACAAUCAACUGCUGGGUGGAACUUUUUCUUGCCACAAUUCCUGAAAAAAAUUACUCGAGGUGGUACUGUGAUGAUAGAUGCUGAUUACAAAUUGCAAAAGAACAAACUGUAUCGUUCUUACUGCGAUUAGAUCCGCACAAUCGACGUCCAUCCCUCCUUCAAGCCCUCUUCUUCAACAGUCGGCGCCAUCGUCUCUUCAAUUUUCUGACGGUGCGCAACCUGGUAUGCAAAUCUUCUGUCUGUAUAAGUAGCGCGGCGACGAUAGAAACGUUUUUUUUUAAUGAAAAGAAAAACGGUGAUGACACGUGAUAGAAAGCAAGGAGUUGUUGAGUGUGAGAGAAUGCGGGAAUGAAGGAGCGCAGGGAGAAACAACAAAUUUCUUUGCAAAUAAGUUAAGACUGAACGCCAUUUUCGCCAUGGAAUGAGAAAUAUAUCAUAUUCACAUGAUAACAAAUUAAUUAUUAAAAGGCAAACAAAAAAAUUGGAUUCGAACGCGUAUCAUAUCACGUUUUCAUAGUUACGCAGAAUUGGUGACAAUGGAAAUGCAAUUUCAUUGAAUAUUUAUAGAAGUUUCGUUGCAAAUUCAUUAACUUAUCGAAACAUCGUCGCGUUUUUCUUCAAGAAGAUGACACGACUCCAACACAAACAUACAUACGUGUUAUUUAUUUUUUAAUUAAUGUCUGUUAAUUAAUCAUUACUUCAUUACUAUUCAUUAAGAUCAUUAUUAUUAAUUGAGAUAAGAGAAUUGCUUUAAGGUUUAAUACUUUUAAAAUGAUGAAAAGAGCAAGCAAGCAUGUGAGAAAAGCGAAACGUGAUAAUAACAUAGCAAACAAAACACUAAUAUGAGAGAGAGAGAGAAAUUUUUAUUAUUCAUUUCGAAAUAAUUUCAAGUGCAACUAAAAACAUUUUCCUUUAAUUUCAACCCGGAAAAUGCGGAUUUUUUGCAAUAAAAAUCAAACUGAGAACAGAAUAUCGAUUUGCUUUAGAGUUUAGUUUGUUUGAAUUUUGAAUUUUUAUCGUGUGGCACUGGCCAACGAGAAAUAUUGAAUCGAAAUAUCAGUAUUUUGUAAUUUUUAUGUACUUCUAUGCUUAAAUUAUGUUCGGAAUCGAAUCUGCAAUUGCAACAAAUGGGAAAUCGAUGAAAACGAAUUAUUCAACAAACAAAAAAAAAUUGUUAGCUUCUUAUUUUGUGAUAUUAGUUAGUUUUUGAAGAGAUGAAGAAAACAAAUCGUCAACUUCAGAAGCGCACACAUCGAGCGAUCCUCUCGAGAGAUCAGAGCUUUAACUUUCAUCGGCUUUAAUGAAACGAACGCGAAACCAAACGACCAAAAAACAACCGUUCACAAUUACAAAAUUUUGAGGAUCGUACUUUAAAGAGAUGUGGAAUUAUCUUCGCUAUCAAUGUCAAUGUGAUUUUAUUAAUUGAGAAAUUUAAGCGAAAAUACAAGUGUGACGGUCAUCAUGUUGAUCUCAGAAUUUUUCGUGGUGGAGAAUUAAAUUUACGUUUCCCGUUUUUUUAAAUCCAAGAGAAAAAUACAAAAAAAAUUUAAUCAACUAUUAUUAUUAUCAUAUAUAUAUAUUAAAAUAUAUAUAUAUACGAAUUAUUGUGAAGAAAUGUAUUUGUAUAAUGUAUAAAUAAGGAACAAACAAAUGUAUAUGUAUAAGUUAUAUUGAUAACUGGCAAAGUCGGGACGGAAUUAAUGGCGGCCGUGCAGAUGGAGAAGAAAUUGUGAAAAUACAAAAAAAAAUUGUGAACGAUAAUGAAUUUGUGUUACUAGAUUUUAGUAGAUAUUAUCUAAUUAUAGUAUAUUAUAUAUUUAUGUACGAGAAAUGCAGAGAUACAUGUUGCAGAAGCAAAGAAAGUGAGAGGCUAUCGAAUGAUCUAUAUCUUUAUUCAUGGAGGCACAGAGGCGGUUGGCGGCGGGUGGUACAGUCUUCUAUCAAGAUUAUUUAUUCAUGUAUUAGUCGUCUUCGUUGACGACUGCGCCAUUCCGCCACCAAUCAGCGCUCUAUUGUGUCAAAAAACACACUUUUCGGCAAAUUGUCCAAAUCUUUUGCGAAACACACUGAUAUAAUGUGAACUAACGAUGGUAGCAUCCGUAGAUUUUUGUAUUCUAACAAUAUUGUAUAAUGAUAAGAAAUAUAACUGUGUGAUAGUGCGUCCGGCCACGUUUUUGCUGGCCGUGAUAAAAGCACACGUCUCAAUCGAUGAAACAUGAAGCUUUUUUGUAAAAAAAGAUUGAUACAAUGAUACAUAUAUAUAUAUAUAUAUAUAUGAUAUAUUGAAGAAUGCUGAAGAAAUGAUUACUGAGAUGAUACAAAAUCUGAAAAUAUUUAAUAAAUAUUAUAUAUUGACGUACAAAA
This is a messenger RNA of Dalotia coriaria, 2963 nucleotides long. RefSeq names its product protein charybde-like. NCBI's taxonomy places the organism in Eukaryota, Metazoa, Arthropoda, Insecta, Coleoptera, Staphylinidae. Gene Ontology annotation, cellular component: cytoplasm. The record is from RefSeq and is a predicted model, not a curated record. The coding region runs from base 229 to 729 and encodes 166 amino acids. Gene Ontology annotation, biological process: regulation of TOR signaling; apoptotic process; negative regulation of signal transduction. The transcript is spliced from 3 exons.